AUGGGCUGUGGCUCGUCGACGCUCAAGGAGGCCAAGCCUAACACCGCUACGAAAGGCGAUCCUGCGCUGCGGAGCAUUAUCCUUUGGGGCGCUCAGCGGUUGCCGAGCAUGGAUGCGAUUGGCAAGGCCGACCCCUAUUGCGUGGCGCGUGUGGGCCCCAAAGGAAGCUCAUGGGACACCAAGCUGCGAGGGAGUGGUCGGAGGAGCCAGCCGGCUUCAGGGUCGAAUCCUGACUGGAAGAUGGCUUUCACGAUCGACGUCGCGAAAUGGCCAGACCCCGAGUUGCAAGUUCGUGUCUACGAUGCGGUCUGGGUUGGGGCGGAUGAGUUUCUUGGGGAGGCAGUUGCGCCUUUGAGCUCUCUGGGGGAAGACCCUAGCAACCUAGCACUAAUCAGCAAGCCUUCAGAACCAGGUAAAGAUGGACAGCCCAUUGGCGCCGAGAUAUCCGUGAGCGCUGGGAGCGUGGAUCUGCUGGAGAAGCUGGGGUGCAAACUGUCGAGCUACUAUGAGAAGCUGGCCCCGGUGGGAAAAGCGAAGAGCGUGAAAGUGGAAGACAUCACAGGGAAGGGUCCACUCCGUGUGGGCACCGCGCCGUUGCCAGAAAGCAUGCAAGGCUUGUUUUGGCUCAGCAGCCAAGGCCCAAGCUCAGCUCUCGCAAGCUUUGCGGGGCCUACGCAAGACGGUGGAGGGUGCAGCACAGGACAGAUGCGUGAUAAGCGAUAUGAUAUCCGUGUUGCUGGCGAUCGAGUCUGGGCCUUUGCAGAAGAUAAUACCAUUGCGUGGAAAUUCGUUGAAACAGUGGACCUCAUUUAUCACUUUGUAUUCGAUGAUGCAGAGAAGCCGACGAAGUGCCAAAUAUAUCCAGAGGCAGGAAACCUCGGUUUCACUCUGGAUGCAGAGUGGCUGCUUGACUUCGAAGCGCACCUCAAGCCCGAGGGUUCCGAAGAAUAUCCUGGCAGCGUUAUUUGGCUACGGCCUUCCUUUGUCCUUGGGAAGGAAGUGAACGAGUAUACUUUGGUGCAAGUAAUGAAUGGUGCUGGCGAGCGCAUCGAGCCUGCCUGGAGCAAGUUUGUUGAGUAUCAGAAUUCGGAUGCGGCCGGAGCGAAGCCCGGCGUCGUCUUCUACCACGAGAUCGGAUCCCCAGCAUGA
Molecule: messenger RNA, 1149 nt
Organism: Prorocentrum cordatum
Lineage: Eukaryota; Dinophyceae; Prorocentrales; Prorocentraceae
Source: the annotation of a GenBank genome assembly